AAAACUUUAGUGGCACCUUAAUCCUAAUCAUCUUACAUCAUUGGCACCACCAUAUCAUGUGAUACAGUCUGUCAAUCAUACCUGUUUCUGCUUUUUUGUUUGUGGAAAACUAGUUGUUCUUCUUCCUAAAGCUGAACUGGCUUUCUUUCUUUUUUCCUGGAGUUGUUGCCAACCAAAUUAUUCCUCUCACUAAUUACUCUCUUUAUUUGUUUCUCCACCUGAACUUCUGAACAACUUGGAAGGUCACUUUGUGAGCUUGUAUUUCCCAUCAUGGCUUCUGAGACUGUUGCAUCUUAUCAUACUUCUGCUGCUGCUACUGAUGAGCAAUUUGUUAACAAGGAAAAGAGCGAAGAUAUUGCACAAAAGAUCCUUUCUUUAGCCAAUGAAGAUGAAGAAAAACAUGGCAAGCCUGAGGAUGCACAAGGUCAAGGUGCACCUUCAUCCAAGACAGAAGAAGGAGAUGAGAUAAAGGCUGAGCUUGCUGCAGUUGAGAUUGAAAAGUCUGAUAAUUAUUCUCCAGCUUUAUUAGAGGCUUCUGCUGAAGAUAACCUGAAACAUGAAAAGGUUGAGGAUACUCUCUCCAAGACUGAAGGAGAUGAUGACAAGGCUGAGCCUUCUGUUGUUGUAGAAAAAACUGAUGAUUCUGUGUCAUUGGAGACAAAUGUUGCAGUUGCUGACAAUCUGAAGGAGGAGAAGGAACUGAUUCCUGAGUCUCAGAUACUUGAUGCAACAUCCACAGAAGCCACUGUGAAGGAAACACCACAGCAGCUAGAAAUGGAACCUGUUGAAAUAGAAGAAGAGAAGCAACACAAGACAGCUGACAUUCCAGAAGCAUCAGCUGAAACCAUUAUUGAAAAAUCAAGCAAUACAACUGAGGCUAAUAAUCCUCUGAAAGAAGCUGAAAUUUUGGAAACAAGUGCCCAAAAGGAAGAGAAGCCUGUGGCUACAGAAGUGCAGGAAAAAACAGAAGCAGCAGAAAAAGAAUACCAAGAAAAAUCACAAGAGGCUGAGCAACCAAGCACAGUUGCAAUUCCUGAACCCUCAGCUGAGGUGGUGAAAGAUACCAACAACUACGAAGUAGAGCCUACAGAAAAAGUGAAAGAAGAACCUGCGGUUACUGAAGUUGAGGAAAACCAGAAAGAACCAGAAAAGCAGGAGCAAUCAAACACAUUUGCAAUUCCUGAACACACCGCAGAAACCAGUGAGACCAUUGAGGAAAAAUCAAGAGAACCAGAAUUUGAGGCACCUCUAUUGAAAGAGACUAACAAGUACGAAGCAGUGCCUACAGAAACAGAGAAAACUGAAGCUGAUGAAAACCAAAGUGAACCAGAGAAACAAUCAUUCACACAAGAGGAAGAAGAACCGCCGAAGGAGGUUAUCACUGAAAUGGAAGCUGAAAGUGCAGAGAAACCAUGUGAUACAGUUGAGGUCCACCCUCCCAAAGAAUCAGAUAUUGAGUUGGUGAAAGAGACUGGCAACUCAGAGUCAGAAGCAGUGCAUGGAAAAGAAGAGAAACCAGAAACUCUUUCUACUGAAGUGGAGGAAAAGCCAAGAGAACAAUUGCAAGUAGGUGAGGAAGUUGGGGAAACUAGUAAGGACGUGGAGACUGAGCAAGAUGUGAUUGAAACCGUCAAGAGUGAGGGAACUUUGGAUGACACAAUCAAAGACCCCAUACCAUUCAAGGAAGAGAAAACUGACAAAGAGGAGGAAGCUAACAUCACGGUAGAUGCUGCACAAGUUUCAUCAAAUGAGGAAGCUCAAGCAGCCCCUCCAAAUCUGGUGGAAACUUCUCCUGAAGUUGCAGAAAAGGUUGUUGAAGAGAAUGACAAGAAAGAAUCAAACUUCACCGAGGUUAUUAAAGGGGUAUCAAAAGAAGUGGCUGGCGUUAUUAAUAUCCCUGAACAAGCUUCCAUUGAUCAGGAAGCCAAAACUGGCCUAAAAGAAGAAAGAGAGUAUUCUGUUCCUGCCAGUGUUGAGGAAAAGGUUGCUGUUGCUGCAAAUGAUGACAAGAAGGAACCAGAAACACCUGAUGCUGUUCAAGAAUCCUCAAGAGAGGCAGAGGUUGAAAUCAAAAAGGUUGAGGAACAGAAAGAGGCAAAGGCAGCUACAACUGAAGCUGGAACUGUUAAGGUAGAGAGUGUAAAAGAUGAUAUACUAGAUGUUGAUAACAAGAAAGAAGGGAACGCUGAGACAAAGGUGGAUGAAAUAUCUACAGCUGUAAGUGAACCUGUUAGAGAAACAUUGGCAUCUAAAUUUGAAGAAAAAGAAGAGGAGUCUAUUAAAACUGGAGUGGAUAAUUUGGAGAAAGAACAAAUUGAGGAGCCUGUGAAAACUGAGGUUCAAGCCACCAAGGAACUUCCAAAAGAAACUCCAGCCAAGCCAGCUCAGAAGCAAUCAAAUAACAUUCUAUCAAAGGUAAAACAGUCACUAGUGAAAGCAAAGAAAGCUAUCACUGGGAAAUCUCCAUCCUCCAAAAACCUCUCCUCGGAGCCUGAGGCCAAGGGCGAUAUUAAAGUCAAAUGAUGAUGGGACAUGGUGAACAAGUUUGCAGAAUUUACAUAUUUGCUUUCUUUUUCGUUGGUGUGGUGCAAAGCAUUAUAGCAUACAUGUUGGUUUCGAUACUUUUAAUAUUUUCUCUUGUAAUUGUUUGAAUGCAAAAGAGGUGUGCAGAGUGCAGUGUAUAUAGAAGAUGAACUAGGCCGUGCGUUAGGCAUUGCUGUAAAGUUUGAUUUGUUUUCGUAUGUUUAUUCUUUUGAAUAUAUGUAUUGUGUUCUUGAUUGUUUUUAGUAAAUGAUGGAAGCAAUUUUAAC
Gastrolobium bilobum is the source of this 2810-nucleotide messenger RNA. RefSeq lists its product as uncharacterized. Lineage: Eukaryota; Viridiplantae; Streptophyta; Magnoliopsida; Fabales; Fabaceae. The transcript has 2 exons. Bases 271 to 2523 code for a protein of 750 amino acids. The record is from RefSeq and is a predicted model, not a curated record.